AUGGAAUUUGAAUCCCGCUCCUGCGACCUGCCUGGCGACUCGGUGGCCGCGCCGCCACCCACCGCCGGGGUGCCUCUGGCGCCACUCCCUCUCGCCGGGGCUGCUCUGGUUGCGGCGGCCGCCGCCGGGGCCGCCUGUGGAGCUGCCGUCCCCAUCUCCCCGGCCCCUGCUUCCGGAUCCACGACCACAGAGAUGUGGGCAGACCUCGCGGAGGCGGCCGAUAUCGAAGUCGGCAUCCCCGUCGUCUGUUGCGACCCGGCACCGCCCCCCCCGGCGACCCUCGUAGGGUGGCCGGCUCCCCGUCCGGCGCUUGCGCUGCUCCCAGGUGUGGGAGCUCCGUCGGCCCGACGCGGGCCGCCCCCUGUCCCCGGCUUCCGGGCGCCUCCACGGCGUUGCGGGCAGGCGACUCCGGACGCCGUGCUGGCCGCCGCCACUGUAGGUCAGCUGGAUGGGGCGUCGCUGGCCAUGCUGACCGAGGGGCUGCCGCAUCCUCCUGGCGAGGGGUCGCCGGAGAUGCCGCCGGCCGCCCCAAGGGUCCCCCUUUCCUGCCGAUCUCUACUCCGCUGCUCCCGUCUUCCUUCCCGCUCGUCAGGCUCCACCCGUUCCAGCCCUUCAUCUCCUCUGCCGCUGGUGUGCGCCGCCCGCCUUGCCCCGCCAUGGCCCGCCUCCCCUCCGGGGCGCUCGUUCCUCGGUCGCCGCCGGGCACCUCGGGGGAACCUUCCCUCCUGCUAG
This is a messenger RNA of Aegilops tauschii subsp. strangulata, 732 nucleotides long. The record is from RefSeq and is a predicted model, not a curated record. NCBI's taxonomy places the organism in Eukaryota, Viridiplantae, Streptophyta, Magnoliopsida, Poales, Poaceae.